Molecule: messenger RNA, 2271 nt
Organism: Acanthaster planci (crown-of-thorns starfish)
Lineage: Eukaryota; Metazoa; Echinodermata; Asteroidea; Valvatida; Acanthasteridae
Cellular component (GO): U12-type spliceosomal complex
Source: RefSeq, a predicted model, not a curated record
UUCAGCGUUUUAUUUUUGCCUCGCGCAUCGCAUGUUGCUUUCAUUUAGCGCAUAGUUCUAGUGUUUCUUUCAUACUCAUCUCCACUCUCGAAGCUCAAGCCUACAGUCCAGACGCAGCGGAUAGUCUCACCGUGACUCAGCAAUUCUACUGAAGGCUGGCACCAAUGGCAUAAAUUUGCCAAAGGUGCCUUUAACAAGGCCAAGGGGCUUACGUUUGUUUGAGAGUAAAAUCUACCAUGAUGAACACCCCAACCAAUGCACCAAUGGCGAUUCCCCAAGACCAGGGGCCUCCGUUGUUGGGUCAGCCAGUGCUUGGUGGCAAUGGCCCCCAUCCUAGUCCCAUUCAACCAUUUUGGCAGACUCUGCCUCCGGGCAUGCCAGGGAUGGGAAGUCAGGAGCAGCAGGGAAGAACUCAACAGUCUGAGAAUCACCGGGGUCCUCAGAAUCAUCCUGGUGUCCCCAGAAAUCCUGUCAGUCCAGAUAACCUAAACAUGCUUGGGAGAGCUGACGCAUGUCUGCAUUUAAAAAUAAGUGACGAGACAGAGAGAAGUAAGUUGCAGCCAUUCUCAAACAUUGUCCACACAUCAAUCAAUUCCAACACAGUGCCCAUAUCUGAUGAGAGGCAGAGCUCAUCAAUGUGCCAUCUUUCAAAUCGGGAAAGAAUGGCAGAAACUAAGAGUAGGAGACACCAUUCUCAAAUGGUUGCUCCAGGACAUCAGUUUCCAGGAUCACAUUUUCCUUCUGACGGUCCAUUCAGUCAUGUUCAACACUUCCAGCAGCAUCAAGAACCACACCCCUCAGGGCAACGCCAACCUGCACAACACUCAUCUGAACUGUUCCAUUCUGGCCUGCCUCCAUUUGAGCCACAUCCACAUCAGCCUGUACCACGCCCAUUCGAAAUGCCAGGAGGAUUCAGUGUGCCACCUCCAACCCAACCUUUCCAUCCACCAGAGCAGCACCAAGAUCACAACCGUCCAGAUUCAUCUCUCCCACGACCACACCCUGUAGGACAGCAUCCCACGGGACCACACCCACUUGGUCAUCGGUUCCCUGCAAUGCCCCAGCAACAGCUGCCACAAGAGGCUAUUACUUCUAAUCCUUUCUCCAUCCAAGAAUUAAAUCAACCAGCUGUGCCUUCUCAUCAUCCACCACAGUCUCGUGAAGGCCUUGAGCCAUAUUCACAGCACCAGGCUCCCAUGCCUGAGAAGUCUCAAAGAGAAAAAGAUGAGGAUUGGCUGAAAACUUGGCUGAGGAAGCACAAGAUAGACCAAUCAGAGAAGGCAAAGGAUAAGAAAUUUAAACCCAUCUCCCUAGGGGAAGGUCGACAGCUAGUCAAAGACUUGCUUCUGGCUUUGCGUCAACUGAACGAGCAGAAAGACAUGAUGAGUAGGCACAUCAACAAAGAUGAGUCAUCUUGGCAGUAUGAAUGCAGGAGGGCUAAUCGGACAAAGGAAAGAGUUGAGGCGCUGAAGGCAAAAGUAUUUAGUAAGGAAGUUACUGACCAGCUAGACAACAAAAUGAAGAAGACGAGAAGAAAACGGGCGAGACUGAAAAGGCAAAGAUUGGAGAAGUACCAGGCGGAGCAAGAUGUGGAAGCCAGGAGAAAGGAGAUGCAUCUUAAGAUUGAUUCUGAGCUGGCCAAGAGGUUACAAGCUGAGCAAGAAAAGAAAAGGGAGGUCGAACUGCAGGAAGAGGUCGACAAGACGCUCUACGAGGUUCGAAAGAAGAAACAAGAGGUCUCUCAGGCUCUGGAACUCAUCAAAGGACUGAGGAAGCUCAGACAGCUUCGCAAGGAUGCAGCCCAGGCAAAGGGCAUCUACACCCCAAGGGAAUCAGAUGUCAAUUUUGAUGAAACACUGAAGCCCCUUGAGGAGUUGAUGGGCAAGCAGAGUGUCUUAUACCAGGAGGAGGAGAGAGUUAUGCAGGUGAUGCUUGAGGAAGAGCACGAGGAAUACAAAGAGCAAGAGAAGAGGAGGCAAAAAAAGUGGCUGGAGGAGAAGGCUAUCAAGGAGAUGCAGGCCAAGAUGAAGUUACUCUUUGGCAAAGAUGAAUCACUGAGACCAGACGAUCCCUUGUUCCCUUUCCAGCAGUUUUACCAACAAGCUGAGAAUAACGUACAAGCUCUGAUAGAUAUCAGGUAGUCAUUGCAGUAACAAUCUCUGAGCACAAACCAUGACGGACAAAAAGUAGGGGGAAAAAAUGUUUCCAUAGAUACAAGUUAUAACUCACGUAACAUUUUAAAGUUUUUUGCCAAUCUUUUUAAGUGAACAU